AUGGCCGACAAGAAGAUCGAAUCACCAGUCUCGGCUCAUAUAGAUCAUCUGCGUAAUCAUGGCGAGGAGAACAACGCCGUCUGGGACUCGGCAAUCGAGGAGGCACAGGCGGCAAAUAUCAACGAGCACAACAUGACCGUCCGACAGGCCCUGCGAUCGUAUCCCUGGGCAGUGGUCUGGUCUCUCACAAUCUCCAUGUCAAUCAUCAUGGAAGGAUACGACACGAAUUUGAUCGGCAGUUUCUACGGGUAUCCCGCCUUUCAAAAACAGUUCGGUGUAGAACAUGGUGAUGGCUACCAGGUGCCCCAGGCCUGGCAAUCAGCUCUAGGAGCAGGUGGAACAGCGGGUUGUAUUAUCGGAGCAUUCUUGAACGGUUACCUGGUUAAACAUUUUGGCUUCAAGAAAGUAUUCACAGGGGCCAUGUUUGUUAUGUGUGCGUUUAUUUUCGUGUCCUUCUUUGGUCACACGUUGGGUCUUCAAGUGGCUGGCCAAGUUCUCUCCGGUAUUCCAUGGGGCAUAUUUGCCACAAUCGGGCCCGCUUACUCUUCGGAGCUAUUGCCCAUGGCUCUGCGCUCUUAUCUCACGGCUUACACGAACAUGUGCUUCGCCAUCGGCCAGUUCAUCAGCGCCGGGGUUCUUCAGAGCCUGAUAAGUCGCGAUGACCAGUGGUCGUAUCGCAUACCGUAUGCUGUGCAGUGGAUCUGGCCCAUUCCGUUGUUCUUCAUCGGCGUCCUCAUGCCAGAGUCUCCCUGGUGGCAGGUGCGCCAUGGUUGGUACGAUGAGGCGUUGGCAACAGUCCAGCGCCUAACAGCAGGAGAGGAGAAGACCAAAGCCCGGCAGACUGUCGCGAUGAUGAUUCACACAAACGAAAUUGAGCAGGAAAUUGAAGCUGGUAGUUCCUACUGGGACUGCUUUCGCGGCAACAACCUUCGACGAACGGAAAUAAGCUGCAUGAGUUUCACCGGCCAAGUCUUAGCUGGCAGCCAGUUUGCCUAUACGGGGACUUAUUUCUUCGAGCAAGCAGGAAUGAGUCCAACAGACGCCUAUAAACUUGGCCUAGGUGGAACAGCAGUUGCCUUCGUGGGAACGAUUCUUUCCUGGUUCUUGAUGAAGAAUUUUGGUCGCCGGUCAAUGUAUCUGAGCGGCAUGGGGUUGAUGAGCUCCUAUCUUCUCAUCAUCGGAUUCUUGACGUCAAAGUCCAACAACAACGUCGUCUGGGCUCAAUCCGCCCUAUGCAUUGUCUGGCUCUUCACAUUUAGCUUGACAGUAGGACCGAUGGGCUGGAGUAUAGCCCCCGAAGUGUCGUCCACGCGACUACGCUCUAAAACAAUAUGCCUCGCACGCAACGCUUACUAUCUUGCCAUCACGGUGGCCAAUGUUAUUGAACCAUACAUGAUGAACCCAGCAGCCUGGAACUGGCGAGGCAGGACCGGUUUCUUCUGGUUUGUUUUCGCAUUCCUGACGUUUGCUUGGGGCUAUUUCCGUCUCCCUGAGACUAAGGGCCGUACAUUUGAGGAGCUUGAUAUUAUGUUCGCGGCGGGCGCGCCCACUCGGAAAUUUAGGAAGUAUCAUGUUGACCCGUAUGCAGAAAAUGUAGCGAUCAAGGACCGGGCGAGAGAAAGCCCACUGGAGAAGAGUAUUGAUAUGAUGAGCCCAUGUUAA
Messenger RNA from Aspergillus oryzae RIB40, 1662 nucleotides. RefSeq lists its product as uncharacterized. Gene Ontology annotation, biological process: carbohydrate transport; transmembrane transport. NCBI's taxonomy places the organism in Eukaryota, Fungi, Ascomycota, Eurotiomycetes, Eurotiales, Aspergillaceae. The transcript has 2 exons. Gene Ontology annotation, cellular component: membrane. Bases 1 to 1662 code for a protein of 553 amino acids. Gene Ontology annotation, molecular function: carbohydrate:proton symporter activity. The record is from RefSeq and is a predicted model, not a curated record.